Messenger RNA from Hippocampus zosterae (dwarf seahorse), 1113 nucleotides. RefSeq names its product H-2 class I histocompatibility antigen, Q9 alpha chain-like. Gene Ontology annotation, biological process: immune response. The coding region runs from base 16 to 1098 and encodes 360 amino acids. The transcript has 7 exons. The record is from RefSeq and is a predicted model, not a curated record. NCBI's taxonomy places the organism in Eukaryota, Metazoa, Chordata, Actinopteri, Syngnathiformes, Syngnathidae. Gene Ontology annotation, cellular component: external side of plasma membrane.
UGGUGGAUACCGAGAAUGUAUCUCAUCGUCCUCUUUGUUGCGGCUCUGCAAACACUCAACGUGACGCCUGCGCGACAUACGCUGCGUUAUUUCGUGACGGCGUCCUCUCAAAUCGCAAAUCUGCCAGCGUACUGGGAGGUCGCGUAUGUGGACGACGUUGAGAUUUUGCAGUAUGACAGCAAGAGCCGCAAAACGAAAGCCAAGCUGGACUGGGUGAACAAAAUCGCAGCAGAGGAUCCAGACUUGUUGGAGCGAGAGAUGUACGGCAGUAUCGACAAUGAGCAGGUGUACAAAGUCAACAUUGAAAUCGCUAAAGAGCGCUUCAACCAAACUGGAGGCGUUCACAUGAUGCAGUGGAUGUUCGGUUGUGUAUGGGAUGACGAGACUGGUGAGGUGGAUGGUUGGAGUCAGGACAGCUAUGACGGAGAAGACUUCAUCUCAUUUGAGUGGAAAACGAUGCGAUGGAUCGCAGCCAAUCCACAAGCUUUCAUCACAAAGAACAAGUGGGAACAAUUGGCCGGCUACAAAGAAUACAGGAAGAGAUACGUCACUGAGAUUUGUCCUGCUGACUUGAAGACGUACGUGAGCCAUGGGCGGGACUUCCUGAUGAGAACAGAGCUUCCGACGGUGUCUCUCCUCCAGAAGACGCCUUCCUCUCCGGUCACCUGCUUCGCGACGGGUUUCUACCCCUUCACAUCGGAUCUUUACUGGACGAAGGACGGCGAGCAGCUGUACGAGGACGUGGAGAUGGGCCGGACGCUCCCCAACCACGACGGAACCUUCCAGACCGCGGUCCACCUGAACGUGGAGGUGCCGCCCGACGCGGAGGCCAAGUACGAAUGUGUGUUCCGGCUAGCCGGCGUCGAGGAAGCCAUCGUCGUGAAGUUGGACGGCAAAAACAUCCUGAGCAACGCGUGCGACGCAGAAGAACGAGUCAAGAUGCUGGUGGGCGUCGCGUUGGGGGUCCUGGUUCUGCUGGCGGCGGCUGGGGUGAGAGCAGUCCUUGCCAAGCGUCACCGGAAGAGACUAGCAAUGUACUCUGCAGCGUGUGCAUAUCCUCGUCCUACCUCCGCCUGUCAGUGCCCCCUGCCCGACUGAGCACCAUGGGAGCUA